Molecule: messenger RNA, 1563 nt
Organism: Thermothelomyces thermophilus ATCC 42464
Lineage: Eukaryota; Fungi; Ascomycota; Sordariomycetes; Sordariales; Chaetomiaceae
Exons: 1
Coding region: 196-1428 (410 amino acids)
Cellular component (GO): fungal-type vacuole
Source: RefSeq, a predicted model, not a curated record
AACCGCUUUCGCAGGCCAGCAACUGUAUCGCCCUCUUUGCUUUCGACAGAUUCCACGUCGUCCACCAUUGCUGCAGCCGUUGCACGCAUCCGGACUACUACUCUACUAAUCCCUCGCGCCGCGUCAAGUCCGCAACCACUCUCCAAGUCUUCUCGCAGUCACCCUCCAUCGCCCUUCAACGACACAACCGCCGCCAUGAGGGUCUCGCCUUUCUCCCCGAAGCGCGCCGGGCUUCUCGCGUCCUUCUUCGCCCUCGGCGUCGUAGCCCAGCAGAACAAUAACAACGACAACUCGGCGGAUGAUGAUACGGCGAACGAUACCUCCACCACUACUCCGGCAGAUGAUUCUACGGCAGACGACUCUGACGCAGAUGACACUCCCGCCAACGGCUCUCCUGCGGAUGAUACCACCACGAAUGAUUCUCCGACCAAGACCGGAGAGACCACCACUGACGCAGCCAAACCUCCGGCGGGAACUCCCACCACUGCCGAGGGCGACGAGCCCCCUUCUACAACCACCAAAGAUGAGCAGACGACAACGACGGGGCCCUUGCCCACCCUUCCUGCCUUGAGCAGCACCACCACCACCUCGUUUUCCCGUCCCACCGACAUGCCGACGCUAUCCAGGACGGUCAAUACGGAGAUCCCGACCUACCCGCCGCCGACGAUUCCGCCAACCCGCAACGCGCCCUUCAUGAACCACUCCACCCUCCCGGACGGUACCGUCUUCAUCGCAGUGGGCGCUAUCCUCGGCGCCUUUGGCGUCGCCAUCCUCCUCUGGCGCGCCAUUGUCGCCUGCCUGCUCCACCGGUCCGUCGAGCGUGCCGCGCUUGCCCAGCACGCCGCCAACAACGGCCGCGGGGCGGCCGACAAGAACGCGGCCUCGUUCCCGGCGCCCCCGGCCCAGUUCUACAAGUACCUCGAGCGCGAGUCCUCGGCCUCGCUUGCCGGCGCUGGGGUGGGCGGCUCCACCGGCCGGAGGACCAACCGCGGCCCGACGCCCUCGGCCACCCCCAGCCAGACGAACCUCUUCUUCUCGCCCACGGCCGCGGGCUCCUCGUCCGGCAUGGGCGGUACCAACCGCGACUCGGCGCGCUACCUGCCCUCGGGCUUCUACGCCUCCGCCUCGCCCGCCGCCGGCGGCCACGGGCACGGCAACUCGAUCAGCAUGACCACGCUGCGGCCUUCGUCGCGCGGGCGCGGCGGCCAGCUCGGUCCCUCGCCGCCCGAGUCGCCCGACGUCGGCCCCCGCGUCAUGUCGAGGAACUUCAGCACCAGCUCGCUCAACCUCAACCACCCCCCGAGCCCCGGCCACCGGGCCCCCAGCGCCUACCUGGACGACCUGCUCGACGAACAGCCGGGCAUGUUCCCACCGGCUGCCGGGAAUGCGCCCUCUCAGGGACACGGGAGUCAGCGUGGGAGGUAUUAGAGAUGGACCUUUCCAGGCUACUACUGAAGAGGGAUGGGCGACCGGAGAAGCACGGUUCACUCGGUGUUUUGUAUUCUUCUUUGGCUUACUCGGUUAGGGUUGGCUUUUUUUCUUCUUGUUUCUUGGUCUUGAGGA